UGCACUAGAUAAGCAUUAUUCCCCUAAAUCAUAAUUAUCUGUCACUAUGUAGUAUUUUUAAAAAGAAGCGGUCCAUUCUUAUUUAUUUUAUUAGUUUAAGUGCGAGUGAUAUGUUUUAAGUGUUACUUUUACAUUAUCACUCAGAAUUUACAAAUCAUGAAACUCUUCACUCUCUUGUUAACUUUACUUUACAUUUCCUCUGAGGUAUAUUCUUGGAGAAUCUUUCGCAAUGGCCGCAUGGUUGGUGGCAACAUCGGUGAACCAAAAUCAGACAAUUGUAAAGAAAGUAAUGUGAAAGAGGUACAAGAGGAAUGGUUUACCCAAAACUUGGAUCAUUUUAACCCCACAGAUGAGACAACGUGGAAACAAAGAUAUUAUAGCAAUGAUCAAUUUUUUGAUUCGAAAAAUGGGGGCCCUGUUUUUUUAAUGAUAGGUGGUGAAGGAGAGGCUUCGAUUAAAUGGAUGACUCAAGGAGCUUGGGUCAAUUAUGCUGAGAAAUAUGGGGCUCUUAUGUUCCAGCUGGAGCAUAGAUAUUAUGGGAAGAGUCACCCCACCGACGACUUGAGUACCAAAAACCUGAAGUACCUAACCAGUCAGCAAGCUUUAGCUGACUUGGCAACUUUUAUAACUGCAAUGAAUGAAAAGUACAAUUUACCGUCUGAUGUAAAAUGGAUUGCUUUCGGUGGUUCAUAUCCAGGCUCAUUAGCAGCUUGGUUACGAUUCAAAUACCCUCAUUUAGUCCACGGUUCUAUGUCCGCUAGUGGCCCUCUAUUAGCACAAGUAGACUUUAAAGACUAUUUCAGAGUCAUUAAGGAAUCUUUAGCGACUCACAGCGAUGAUUGUGUAACUGCUGUACAACAAGGUAUCGAUCAAAUCGGUGUCUUGCUCAAACAAGCCAUCGGUCAAGCUAAUUUGAACGAACUUUUCAAACUGUGUGACCCCAUUCAAAAUUCUGUAAACAACGAGAAAGACAUAUCUAAUUUAUACGAAACAAUCGCUGAUGAUUUCGCCGGGGUUGUUCAAUAUAAUAAAGAUAAUCGGGUAGGCAGCCCUGCAGGAGCUAAUAUUACAAUAGACGUAGUUUGCGACAUAAUGGUGAAUCAGACAAUAGGACCGCCAGUUAAUCGGCUUGCGAAAGUCAACGAGGUGCUAUUGAACGCCUACGACCAGAAAUGCUUGGAUUAUAAUUACGACAAAAUGAUAAAUAAUUUGAGGAAUGUAAGUUGGGACAGCGAAGCGUCCGAGGGGGGGCGCCAGUGGACCUACCAAACGUGCACCGAGUUUGGCUUUUACCAAACUUCCGAUUACGAGCCACAAAUUUUCAGUGAUCAAUUUUCCGUCGAUUUCUUUAUCCAGCAAUGCACCGAUAUUUUCGGAUCGAUUUACGACGAAGAUUUUCUUAACGAUGUCAUCGAUCGCACCAAUACGUACUAUGGGGGUCUUGAUAUUGAAGUGAGUAAUGUGGUCUUUGUGCAUGGGUCGAUCGACCCGUGGCACGCUUUAGGUAUCACCAAAACUAUCGACGAAAAUGCGCCGGCUAUUUAUAUCGAGGGUACUGCACAUUGUGCUAAUAUGUACCCACCGGCUGAUACGGAUUUGCCCCAGUUGAAAGAAGCUCGUGAACAGAUUUUGAGUUUGAUCGGUACUUGGUUGGGGCAGUGAAGGGCUUAUUGUGAUAUUUUAAUUUAAAAAUACGAGUUUGCGUAAUUAGUGCCAUGUAUUGUAUAAAAACUGAUAAAAAAUUACUAAAUAUAUUGUGUGUUUGAUUCUUCUAUUUUAGUUAAAUAAAUUUGCUUAUUUUGGA
Tribolium madens (black flour beetle) is the source of this 1804-nucleotide messenger RNA. Its product is annotated as putative serine protease K12H4.7. The record is from RefSeq and is a predicted model, not a curated record. Gene Ontology annotation, molecular function: serine-type exopeptidase activity; dipeptidyl-peptidase activity. Lineage: Eukaryota; Metazoa; Arthropoda; Insecta; Coleoptera; Tenebrionidae. The transcript is spliced from 6 exons. Gene Ontology annotation, biological process: proteolysis. The coding region runs from base 157 to 1662 and encodes 501 amino acids.